UUGAAUCCGCGGCGGUGGCGGCAGAGGAGGUAGACUGGAGCGCUCGUGGGUAGCGCUGUGAAGCACUGGCGACGGAGAGACUCGCGAGCUCAGGAUAAAAAUGGAAGGUACUGAAGAGCCUCAAAAAAGAGUAUUUAAGGCCCGCAAAACAAUGAGAACGAGUGAUCGACAACAGCUUGAGAGUGUAUAUAAAGUGAAAGAAGAGCUUUUGAAGACCACUGAUGUCAAGUUGUUAAAUGGGAAACAUGAAAAUGGGGAUUCAGAUCUCAGUUCCCCCCUAAUAAAUUCUGAAUGUGCAGAAGACAAAGAGAUUAAUGGUAUAGAGGAUUUAUGCGUGGAUUCUGAAGAAAGUAAAGUACACUCUGAAGAAAUUGCUGAUGUCAGAUGUCCUGAUAUUGAAGACGACCAAGUUACUGAUCUUGCUCCGAAACUUGAAAGUACGUCUCCAGAGAAGAUUGCUUCUGAGCAAGAUCAUGAGGAUGCUAGUAGUACUUCAGCCCCUGAACCUGAAAGUUCAGCGCUUGACUGUAGUAAAAAUAAUGACUUCCAGGAAGGGGUCAGUGUAAAAGAUAAUUUGGACCAUGAAGACAUUGGUACGAAAGAUGAUUUGGAUGAGGAAGCCAAACCAAACUGGCCUGAAAUUCAAAGUAACAUAAGCUGUAAUAAUAAUGACUCCUCUCCAGAACCAGUAGAAACAAAUGAGCAAGCUUGUACUCUUGAUCUGUCUGUGAAGGAAGAAAAAAAUGAUGAGGAAGUUGUACUAAAAGGUAGCGUUGGUGAGCAAGCAAUAUCUAGCAGUGUGGAUGUAGACCAGGGUCCAAAGGAUGGGGAAGUCCAAUCAGCAGAUCUUCAAGAGACUAGUACCCAAAAAAUAGUGGAAGAGGAACCAGUAGAAAGCAUCUUGGGAAAUUCAACCACCAUGGAAACAGAGGAGAUUAUUCCAAUUUUAGAAAAGUUGGCCCCAACAGAAGAUGAAUUAAGCUGUUUCUCCAAAUCUAUCAUGCACCCAGUAGAGAAUCCUAAUGUAGAUGCAGAAGAUAAAGUGGAAAGCUCAUUAAGUUCGCCAUCUAAACACGAAAACAGUGAAAAUUUGCCCAAAGAAGCAUUUUUGGUGCUUUCUGAUGAAGAGGAACUCUGUUGUGAGAGAGAAGCUGAAGUGGUAAUGUCAAACCAAGCAAACCCUUCAGAAGAGAAAGAGAAAGAAAAAGAACUGGGUGAAGCAGAAGAAAAAGAACAAGACAAGGAGGAAGAGAGGCCUCCAGAAAGAAGUGAGACAUCAAGAAGGAAGCGUUCCAAAUCGGAGGAUAUGGACAGUGUCCUUUCUAAACGUCGUCGAUACAUGGGAGAAGAAUAUGAAGCAGAAUUUGAAGUAAAAAUUACAACUAGAGGGGAUGUUAAUCAGAAACUAGAAAAGGUCAUCCAGAGGUUUCUUGAAGAGAAGUUCAAUGCUCUACAGUGUGCAGUCUUUGAUAAAACUCUAGAGGAACUGAAAACCAGAGUAGAUAAGAUUGAAUGUACCAAGAGACAUAAAACUGUUGUUAUUGAACUACAGGCUAAAAUUGCAAGAUUGACAAAACGUUUUGGAGCAGCCAGAGAAGAUUUUAAAAAAAGAUCUGAAAAUCCACAGAGCACACCUCAAUCCCCAGGAAAAGCAGUGGGUGACACAGGUGGUCUUAACAGUGCGACAUAUAGAAAUGCUGGCACAGUAAGACAGAUGCUAGAGUCCAAGAGAAAUACAGGGGACAGCACACCAACUACUUUUCAAGCACCUGUGAAUACAGUGCCUGCUACUAAUCUUACAGCUCCUCAGACAGCAGUCAGUGGACAUCCCAAACCUCAGACUCCAGUAACUUCUGCACCUUUGACUUCCAGCUCCUUGACAACCUCGGUUCUUCCUACUGCGAAUACAGCAACAGUAGUUGGCACUAGCCAAAUGGCCAGUAGCAACACACAGCCUAUGUCUGUUUCACUACAGUCCUUGCCAGUAAUACUGCAUGUACCUGUUGCAAUGUCCUCUCAGCCUCAGCUCCUGCAAGGGCAUACUGGUACUUUGGUUACUAACCAGCAGUCUGGAAGUGUUGAAUUUAUACCUGUACAAAGUCAAUCUAAUGUUGGGAACUUAAGCAAGACUCCAUUGUCACUAUCAUCUGUUAAUUCAGCAAAAACAAACAACAGUCCUUCUGUAUCCAACUCUAGCAUUCAGAGGAACUCUCCAGCCAGUGCUGGUUGCUCGAUAGGGACAACUUUGGCAGUACAGGCUGUCUCAACAGCACAUCCAGUUGCACAAACCACAAGGACUACUUUGGCUACUGUGACUACAUCAGGGGUGUAUACUCCUCCUACCAGCAAUAGGAGUUCCAUACAAAUGAAGAUCCCUCUGACGGCUUUCAGCAGUACUGCCCCUUCUGAAAUAAGCACCACAGUGGCACCUAGAGCUGAGAACCAGACAUCAAGAUUACUGCCAGCUGUACUGCCACCAACAGAUAUUUCAGCAAACAAGAAAACAUCUGAGAAUCCGUCACAGAGUGGAAAGGCCACAGGUGGUGCUUCAAGCAGUGUCAUUGACCUCACGCUGGAUGAUGAAGACGAUGGCUCUUCUCAAACAGAGAGUAAGAAGCAGAACCAGAACCAAUCAAACACCUCUGGAAUGGGCCUGCCCACCCAGUCUAUAGCUCGUCCACUACAGCCAGUACAAACAAGUCCUCUUCAACAGGCAGGUGCGUCAGCAAGUGGCUUACCACAGACAACCAUACAUGUUCUUCCCACAGCCCAGACAACUGUGAAUGUAACCCAUCGUCCAAUGACUCAGACUGCUGCCCGGCUCCCAGUACCAAGAGCUCCUGCUAACCAUCAGGUGGUCUACACUACUCUUCCUGCACCAUCAGGGCAGACUCCUGUGCGAACCAAUGUUAUGCAGAGCCCUAGUUUAAGGCAGGUCAACCCACAAAGUUCAGGUGUGACAGUGAGAAUGCCUCAGACAGCGUAUGUUGUAAACAAUGGACUGACCUUGGGGUCUGGAGGGCCACAGCUCACAGUGCAUCACCGACCAUCUCAAGUGCAUUCGGAGCCACUGCGACCUAUUCAUCCAGCCCCUCUGCCUGAUGCCCCACAGCCUUCACGCUUGCCUCCUGAAGCUGCCAGUACCUCUCUGCCUCAGAAGCCACAUCUGAAGCUAGCACGUGUACAAAGUCAGAAUGGUAUAGUGCUAUCCUGGAGCGUUUUGGAAGUGGACCGGAGCUGUGCCAGCGUGGAUAGCUAUCAUCUGUAUGCAUACCAUGAAGACCCCAGUGCCACUGUGCCCUCCCAAUGGAAAAAGAUUGGGGAAGUGAAAGCCCUUCCUCUGCCUAUGGCUUGCACACUUACUCAGUUUGUGUCUGGUAGCAAAUACUAUUUUGCAGUCCGUGCUAAGGACAUCUAUGGACGCUUCGGACCUUUCUGUGACCCCCAGUCUACAGAUGUGAUUGCUUCCCAAAGCAGUUAAGCUAGAGACUUUGAAGGCUUCCAUCUUUCCCCACAGUGGAACAUACUCUGGUUUUGGGUUUAUUCUCAUGCAUGAAACUCACUGUAAAAUCUCUGCAGGAUUAUUUUGAAAAGUUGUCACACACUACAUAAAGUUAUAACCAAAAUAAAUUUCUAGCAUACUGUGGGAGACCCUGUAUUCUGCUGAAAUCUUGAAGUAUGAACUCCUCCCCUUCUCCCCCAAAGCUGCUGUUUAGGAGUGAGGCCCUGAGUCUUUGGCUUCACAUGAAUCUGUAUCUCAGCAGGCUAAUGAGGAAUAUUAGCCCUGACACAAAGGGCAAGAGGUAUGUUGGGUGAAGAGGGAAGCCAAGAUUCAGGGUCUUGCUUUCUUUGGUACUGGAAGAUUGGCCAGUGUUAUCUUACGAUUACAAGGAGUUGCCUGUUUUCUAGAGGCAAAGGACUUUUUAUGUGGCCAGUUCUUGAGGAAUGUAUGUGUAUCUGCUUAUUGGGGUUGAGGAAAAAGCAGUCCUCUUGCCAGGCUACAGAGUGCUCACAUCAGACUCAGGGAGCAUUCUAAGGCCAGGCUUAAAAACAGGUUUGGGGAAAGUUUCAUUUGCAUUUCCAAUACCUUCCUGACCUUCCUCUUACAUGUCUUUCUCUUUUUAAAAAAUUUAAUUUGUGCCUUAAAUAGUAAUUUUAAAAAUAAAUGCAAUCACUUUUCUGUGUUUUCCUCCUUUUGCCAUUUUCAUUUUUCAGCUCUUCUUGCUAGUCCCAGAAGAUCAUAACUUUCUCUUGCAGUGUCCAAGAAUGUAUAGCAGCCAAUCUUCCUAGAUUAAAUUUCAUUUGUGAUCAUUCAAGCCAAUGUUUAAAUACUUGGGUCUGAUUAAUAGGUGAAUAUGGGUCACCUCAACACAUUGUUCAGAGGGAGUUGGUGUGUGCUAUGGUUUGGCCACAGCAGAUCUGGGUACAUGACACCAUAUUUUCAUCAUACAUACUUCUUGAUAAUUGCUUUCUUCAAGCCACUUUAAUUAAAUCAUUUGGUACAACCUUUCAUUAUUUCAGUAUGCCAGGCCAGCACAACAAAACUGUCUCCAUCUCCUCCUAUCCCACCAAGACCGAGUAUGUGUGACAGAUGUAAACCACCUCUUCCAUGGCAAUGAAUAAGACAGCAUCAUAAGAUCUCCUAGUGGAAAGCAACACAUCUACAGUCUUCCCAGAUUAUCAGCUCCAGUUGGGGGCAGUUCUUUAUUCAUUGUCCGUACAAGGGUCUGGCACUUGUCUUAUUUUUGAAGCUGGUAGAGCUGAAACCAUGAAAUGCAAGGUUCCAAAGGGGGAAAGCCUAGAGCUGGAACAGUGUUGAUGUAACUUGGAAAGACAGGGUCUUAAUUAUGUAACUCGGAUAACGUACGUGCAGUAAAAUUCCCUGCCGUUUUUAUACACCUUAUAUCCUCAUUCAUGUACAUUUUAAAGCCAAGGAGUUGUUUUUGAGUGAUAAGGAACCAGCCUUCUUAUGGAUCUUUUGCUUAUAUUUAGUGGUCUAGUCAAGAAUUAUAUUUGAACUUGAAUUAAUUUUAUUCUUGGUGUUUAGUGAGGAGUUCUCAGUCUUUAACACACAGAUGAUGAUCCAUUUGCCUCACUUAUUUAAAUUAACAAUGGUGCUGUCCUCAGAAAUGAGCCUCUACUUGCUCGUUAACUGGAAGUUUGAUAUAGAAGCAACCAAUGAUCUCUCUAGAUUGAUCACUUGUAGAAGAAUUUUUCCUUAGUUUGGAGGGCUUCCUUUUAAUCUUAACAGUAGUAAUGCUUUAAAAAAAGUAAGCUGGCAUUAGAAUACCAAAAGUCUAUAAAGGGAGUAUUUUAUUACACAAAGUUGAAUUAAUAGAAAAAUGAAACUAGAAUGUUACCGUGGUUGUGUGUGACUGCAGUAAUCCCAGUCAUACGUAGCUGAUGGUGUAGGCUACUUUGGAUUUUUCUUACUUGCUCUUUCAUGCCUUUUUCCCUACUCAGGCAGUAAACUCAAGGUAGAAUGCAGCUGAAAAGAUAUAUAAGAGCAUACAUUUUUAAACAAGGAAAAAUAAAUUUCAGGGAGAGAUCAUCUUUGAACUUGCUGGCAGAAAGAAUUAUGUAUGUACCCAAAACACACAUGGAUCCUCAUCUGGAUAAACUACGUCCUGCCCCUAUAAUAGAAAGACGGGCAAUAUUGGCAACUGCAUUUUUUCUGUUACUCUUUUAUGCAUUCAGGAUCAGGUGCUGUUCCACGCCUCCCCCUGCCCCUCCCCCACCAAAUUUGCAGGAGAUGUCAAUUGCAGCCCAUAAAUUAGAUCCAACAGGGAGGGCAAAAUAAUUUUGCAUGUAGAUAUGUAAACUGAAACUGGCAGAGAAGCUAUUGGUAAAACAAAAAGUUCUUUAUGAAUCAUAAUGGACCUCUAAUUAUGUAGGUAACACUGAGGAAAGCAGAAAUAGAGUCUAGAACGUGCUGUCAGCAGGGUGUUUCAGAGCUUGUAGUUUUCUCUUUGGUGCCAUAUUCACAAAGAAGUUUUUUUUUUUCCAAUCUGAGCAUCUACCUGUAAAAAGACAUUGGACAAUACUAGCUUUCUUUCUGUCAAACUAUUAGAAACUAAACUGGAUUGCACAAUACCAAGGUGCAGAGUUGUUUGGUUUUUACUGCACUACGCUCAUCGUAAAAUUGAACUCUCUCAGUAUGAUGUAUGCAUUAUAGAUGGGGUAGAGAAGAUCAAGAGUAAGAUCUUCAAGGAAAGAAGAGGGAAGGGUGUUAGUCAUUGCAUUGCACUUUUAUCAGUAUUUUUUCACCAUACUUUCCUUGCUGCAGUAUAUAGGCUGGCGCCAUGCUUAAAUUCUAUUUUCUACUGCUUUUAAAUGUGAAGCUGGAGUAGUAUUUUUUCACUUGUAUUUCAGCAACAUUCUGUUCUUUCUCUUGAAUACGUGAGAAUCCACCUGGUAGUUUACUAACAUUCCAUUUUAGAGGACAGAGGUAGGGGCAAGUGAAACACUUUUACUGCUCAACAAGGGACAGUGGUGGGACAAUUGCUGCUAAACCCCUUAAAUUGAUUGCAUGUUUUCCUCUUCGUUCUCAGAUUACAGCUACUAAACUUUUUCCAGCAAGACCUUAGCAGGUCGCAAGGGAGAGGGGGCAGGAACAGUACAUGCUCAGCAGUGGCAUCUAAUUAGGAAAAGUUUUGAGCAUUAGCAAGUAUUCUAAGAGUUCUGAACGUACUAAGUAUGCUAUUGGAUAGUUGAAUUACUAAAAGUAGCUCUAAUGUGAAUUUUCGGUCUGUUGAGGGAAUGGCAGUGCCUCUUCAAUAUAUACAUUCCAGGAAAAUGGUGGCUAAGCUAAUGACAGCUGUAGGCGCAUGAGGAAUGUUGCUGGGAUUCGAACAGUGUUCUACUGCAAAAAACUUCUCAGUUCACCCUUUCACUUCAGGUUAUGUGUCUAAUUGGUUUGUAACCCAAAAUCCUUAUCACAUGUCGAAUUGGAUAAGAUGUAAGUAGCUUUGUAACUUGUUCCUCGAAUAGCCACAUUACAGUAUUAACUAGGAAAACUGCAUAUGCAGUUGAAAAUGAAGUUGGGAUGAUGCCUUAGAACUCCUUUGAUGUUUUCAGUUUUCAACAGCAAAAAUAUCCAGAUUUUUAUAACAAAAACUACAUUCUUUUAAUAGCUAUAUAAAAUAUAUGGAAACUAUUUUUCUUUUUCCUUAUUUCCCCCUUAUAUUUUUGUGUUUAGGGAGGUGAGAACUGGGUACCCGUGUUCUGGUAGGGCCUUCUAACAUUGCUGUAAAACAGUUACUGCAGCCUUUCUAUAAUCCGCUCAUGCUGAGGAAGGUAAAACACAAAUAGUUAAGUACAUAUUAAAAUCUCUGUUCCUUUUAUCAUUGGAUCUAAUCAAUAUUUUAAAGCACAUGGAUAGUUUUUUCAUCUUAUUGUGCUGGUUUUUCCUGUUUGAAGAUAUAUUUUCAAAGUGCUGUCUGAGGUUGAAGUUUUAUCUGUAAAUAAAGUAACUGGACAGCCAAAUUCUGGGGUUCUUGGACUUCAGUAACUUAUCAGCCAUUGGCAAAUAGACUCCUACAAAACUCUUUAUAUAAACUUGCACUCUGGUUUUUUUUUCUUUUGCAGAUGAAUAUGUAAAUAAAGAUAAUGUAGGAUGUACCAAAAAGUCCAAUUUGAGCAGGGCAAUGGCAAGUUCUCCCCAGUUUUUGUAUGCAUUAUAGAUUAGUGACUGUAUACGUGUUAAUUGUAGUGGGGUUUUGUCUGACAAGCCUGAAAUUUAUACUUUGAAAUAAACU
Molecule: messenger RNA, 7757 nt
Organism: Eublepharis macularius
Lineage: Eukaryota; Metazoa; Chordata; Lepidosauria; Squamata; Eublepharidae
Gene: ATF7IP
Product: activating transcription factor 7 interacting protein
Exons: 15
Coding region: 101-3481 (1126 amino acids)
Biological process (GO): regulation of DNA-templated transcription
Cellular component (GO): nucleus; transcription regulator complex
Molecular function (GO): protein binding; transcription coregulator activity
Source: RefSeq, a predicted model, not a curated record